AUGGACUCCCCUGAUGGAAAAGAGAAGGCGUCUGUCACAGACUUUCCAGCUCCCCUGUGUGACUCCAGUCCCCCAUCUGUGGAAACCCAUAGUGCGUUGAGAGCUCCAGAUCAGAGAAAAGUCCUGAGUUCACUGAAUUAUAACAGGAACCUGUUAAAAUAUUUGAACGAUGAUCGCCAGCGUCAAGCCUCUUUCUGCGAUCUUGUUAUUGUGGUGGAAGGGAAAGAGUUCCAAGUGCACAAAGUGGUGGUGGCUGUGGGCAGCAGUUACUUCCAUGCCCUUCUAACUAAGGACCCAAACAUGGACGUGGUGACUUUAGAACAUGUGACUAGCUCCAUCUUCCAACACUUGCUCAAUUUUUUGUACACAUCAGAGUUUUUGAUGCUGGAGACUGAAAUAGACCUGGUCUUGGAGGCCGCAAAGUUUUUGGACAUAAUCGAUGCGGUUAAGUUGCUGGCUGCUGAAAGUGAAGUUUCACCUCCUGCUGACAAUCAGCCGUCUCCAAAAGCAACUGAUGAGUCCGUGAGUAAACUUGAACACUGUCACAAAUGCCCCUUGUGCGAACGGAACUUUUGCUACAAAAAAACACUGGAAAACCAUAUGGACAAAGCCCACAAGUUGGAUCAAUCAGAUGUUCCCAAGGAUUCUGAUUCGUCCCCCAGGAAGUCAACACGUAAAAGGAAAAGUCCCGAAAAAUAUGACGAUGCGGAAGAUGUGGGGAGUGAGAGUGCAGGUUCAAGCAGUGAUUUGGGCAAAAGCAGUCAGGAUAGCACAGACUCAGAAGAUUCUGACAGUGAGAUGCAGGAAGAAGGCAAUGCAGUGGAGGACAAUGAGCAGUUUGUGGAAGAGGAGUAUGGGGAGGAGGUAUCAGGAGGUGAUGAGGGACAAAGCGUUGGGGAGCGAGAAGAAUCUGAACAAAAGAAUGAAAACUCUGUUACUUUUGGAAAUUUCCCUGAAGGUCUUGCACCAAUUGUGUUACAGAUUAACAACAAAAGGACUUUAAAAUGCCCAAAGUGUGAAAAGGUCUUCGAUCGAUUUGGUAAAUAUGAGAGCCAUACUCGAGUGCACACAGGAGAAAAGCCUUUUCAAUGUGACAUCUGCAAUUUGAGGUACUCCACCAAAUCCAACUUAACAGUUCACCGAAAGAGGCACAACAAUGAGACAGAAAUUCCCAGAAAGGAUCACAAGUGUCCAUUCUGCAGCAAGCUCCAUGCAAGCAGGAAGACCCUUGUGAAACAUGUCAAGAGGUUCCAUGCAGAAAAAGCACAAGAAUUUCUUGCAAUCAAGAGAUUAAAGAGUGAGGGUUGGAAGUGUGAUAUCUGUAAUAAAUCUUUCACAAGGCGGCCCCACUUAGAGGAACACAUGAUCCUUCAUUCACAAGACAAGCCAUUUAAGUGCACCUAUUGCGAUGAACACUUCAAAUCUCGCUUCAAAAGACUGAGGCAUCAGGAAAAAUAUCAUUUGGGUCCCUUUCCUUGUGACAUCUGUGGACGUCAGUUCAAUGACUCUGGAAACCUGAGGCGCCAUAUUGAAUAUACACAUUGCGGAAAGAGGAAGUAUAGCUGCUUUAUCUGUGGGAAGUCAGUAAGAGAAAGGACCACAUUAAAAGAACAUCUUAGGAUUCACAGUGGGGAAAAGCCACACCUCUGCAGUAUUUGUGGACAGAAUUUCCGCCAUGGUAGCUCAUACAGAUUACAUAUUCGUGUCCAUCAUGAUGACAAGCGUUAUGAGUGCGAAGACUGUGGGAAGACCUUUAUACGACAUGAUCAUCUCACUAAACACAAGAAGAUACAUUCUGGCGAGAAGGCCCAUCAGUGUGAAGAAUGUGGGAAAUGUUUUGGCCGCCGUGACCAUCUGACUGUGCAUUACAAGAGCGUUCAUUUAGGGGAGAAGAUUUGGCAGAAGUACAAGGCAACAAUUCAUCAGUGUGAAGUAUGCAAGAAGGUUUUUAAGGGGAAAUCAAGCCUUGAAAUGCACUUCAGAACACAUUCUGGUGAAAAGCCAUAUAAAUGUCAGAUCUGCAAUCAAGCUUUUCGUAUUAAAAAGACACUGACAAAACACAUGGUCAUACAUUCAGAUGCCCGUCCAUUCAACUGCCAGCUUUGCAGCGCAGCUUUUAAACGUAAGGACAAGCUCAAGUACCACAUUGACCAUGUUCAUAGUUUAAAGACAGAGGAGGAUGGUACAAAUGAAGAGGCCAAGUUCUACCAAGCUGCUUCACAGACCUCAGAGGCUGAUAUCUGUGUGCCUCUCACCCUGGUGCCCGUUGAGAUUGCAGAAAGUGAAGCUGAAUUAGAGACCCAUGCUGGCUCUUCUGUACUGCCACAGAAUGCAGAGUACCAGCGUCCUUCUGAAUUAGCUUUCUUGGAAAAGUACACUCUUACUCCACAGCCAGCAACCCUUUUGCAUCCAGUCAGACCUGGGCAAAUAAUUGAGACUCGAGAACACUCUUACUUGGGGACACUGCUUGGCCUGGAGUCGCAGCCUUCUGUGCAGGCUGUUUCCAGCAAUGACCACCAGUGAAUGACAUUCCGUAGACUUUAAUGUGUGGUGGAGUCUGCCUUGGAAGGGUAAUGGGCAGGCAUUACCCUUAGCAGUCAUUUGACAUUUUGUAGACUACUUACUCUGUUCCCUGCCACCCGCAUAAAUCACUGUGCUACAUUAGAC
Molecule: messenger RNA, 2667 nt
Organism: Nanorana parkeri
Lineage: Eukaryota; Metazoa; Chordata; Amphibia; Anura; Dicroglossidae
Gene: ZBTB41
Product: zinc finger and BTB domain containing 41
Exons: 10
Coding region: 1-2523 (840 amino acids)
Biological process (GO): regulation of transcription by RNA polymerase II
Cellular component (GO): nucleus
Molecular function (GO): DNA-binding transcription factor activity, RNA polymerase II-specific; protein binding; RNA polymerase II transcription regulatory region sequence-specific DNA binding
Source: RefSeq, a predicted model, not a curated record